CCAGCGUCUCCUUCUCACUGCGCCUGGAUGUGCUCCGAGUUGGUCAAUUCUGAAGUUGGAGCAAGCGACGCCGCCCCGACUUCCCAGAUUGGUGCCCUCGGUCGGCAACAAAAGACUUAGUCAGCUUCGCGGUAGCCGGCACUGGGCACAGAGCAUGAACAUGAACCUCUGAAGACUUGCGAAACAGGAAAAUUUCGUUGCAAUCCUCGCAUCUCAGAGCUUACGAUUGCAUAAAGGGCACGACUGACGCGAAGACUUGUUACCGCUGUGUUCGGACGAAGGCCUUGACAAAGCCCAUCAAUUCUCUGCGCUUGUAUCAAGCUCAGAAUUGAGACUUCCUCAGUACAAUGUCGAGUUGGAUCAAGUCUGCAUUUGGCGGCGGCGUAGCCACGCCGCCGCCAGAGCUCGAAUACGCAAAUUGGUCUGGAUCAUUCACGGACGCUGGCGCACACAAACGGUUUGCGGAAGGGAUUCUGCACAACCUCGUUCUUCCCGGUGAAGUCACGGCCAUGGCCUGCGAGCCUGUGCUGGGGUAUCUGGCUGUUGGAACUACCACCGGAACGCUGCACCUCUACGGCUCCCCCCCAGUGCAGUUGAGCAUCACGUUGCGCCCUGCGGUGAAAGUCAAGCAUCUGCUCUUCAAGUCCGGUUCACCCCUUCUGAUCUGCAUUGACGCGAAGGACACGAUCAGUGUCUAUGAUCUCUCGCGCCCGGAUCCGCAGGUGGCUUCCAAAACGACGGAUACAUCGAAUCCUUUCCAGCCGCUGAAUGCGCUCCAAGGCGGCUCCCAGUCUGGACCACCCCAUCCAGAGACACCAACACGAAUUGCGGCGCAUUCGGCUCGGAAUGAGGUCAUAUGCGUCGAGCUCAGUCCUAGCCAUGAUCACCUCUUCCUUGGCAUGCGCGAUGGAACGAUCGAUUGCUACGACUUGACACGAUUACAGCCAAGCCCGUACAGAAUCCCUAACCUGUGGUGGGAAGAGGAGGAGAUCUUGCGCAAGUCAGGCGUGCCAGACGCACCUUCGCGGCGGCAUGUGCCUUUGGUCGUCCAGAUCGAGACUCACCCUAAGAAUUUGACUCAGCUACUCAUUGCUUACGAAGGAGGUGUGGUGCUCUUGGAUCUCAAGACGCGCACGGUGCUUCGCACAUAUCAACUACGUCUGCUUCCAGGUGCGCCUGGAGCAGGGGGUGGGGAUCCUAACCAGAUAUGGACGGAGCGUUCCUCGGCGGUGACGAGCAUUACGUGGCGUCCCGACGGCGAUGUCUUUGCAGUGGGGCAUGAAGACGGGUGCAUCUCGUUCUGGCAUGUUAAGGACGACGGGAAGCCUUUGCUGGUCCGGACACUGGAUCGCAUGGACGUCGACAGGCCACAGGUACCCGAUGGCAAGAACACGAACGGUCCAGAGCAAGCAGCGCCGCCCCGCGAGCCCAUCUUCAAGAUCACGUGGACUGGCUUCCCUGAACAGUCAUGGCUCGAGUACGCUAGCAAGGCCGUCGGUUCGCGAACCCCUAGCGGUAGUGUAGUCCCACCAACGGAGAAAGAGGCAGCAGAAAAGGCGCAGGACCCGCAGAUGGGAACCGUCGUCACCAUUCUGGGUGGUGUCGUUCCGUUCCGCGACGCUCCUGGUCUCACAUGCCUACAUAUGCCGCCUUACGCGAUCCCAAAAGCGCUUUGGGGAAGCUCCGCAAGCACUCCAGAGGCUUUGUCGAAGGUUCGCGCUCAGCUGCGCGCGUCUCUAGAUACGACGCGCGAAUCACGGUAUAACACGCCAUCUCCUGUGGAGGACUUUUUGCUGGUUCCAAAGAACAAUCCGCACUACUCGAUGAACUACGACCCACAGGCUAUCAUCACUCUUCUCGCUGCGGAACCAAAUUUGCCUUCUCUUCCACCACCAGCUGCUGCCAGGGGACUGAAGUGCUAUCCAUUCCCGCCGCCGCGCGCCUCAGACCGCAAAUCUCGGGCGAGCCUGCCUCCGACUGGAUCUCUCAUGCAACAGCCAGCUCCAGAGAUGCAACUGCCGCUGCCCCUGAGCUUUACAGGUUCGGGAGCCAUCUUGGGCGCAACCUUGGAAACCUUGUCUGUCCAUUCUUAUCGCAAGCUUGGCGGAAAAUGCAGUGAGAUAUCUGGAGCACUGGGAGCAUCGGCUAACUUGGCACCGCAGCUAGUCGAUGGCGGCUCUCUGACCCUCAAAGGCGGCAAGGCAUACCCGAUUGUCUCGGGCGACCCUUCUUUAGAACCGGAGAUGCUUGCUAAGCGGCUGUCGUACCGAGUGCUCAUCACAUGGCACCUUGACGGUACAGUUCGCUUUCACGAUGCGAGUCCGCAUUUGUUACUGCAUACGCCCAAGGGUACAGAAGGCACUGAUGCUGCGGUACCUGCUGAGCGGCCGCUCGAGCACCCUUUUCCGGCACCCCUUCCUCACUUGACCAUCUCCUCCCGCGAUCUCAUCCACCAUCCACACCUUACUGGAAAUCCUUCUGUUGAACCGCUCAAGGUGGACUCAGAGAGACUCAGCGUGAUUGAUGUCAAGCUAGCCACUGAGAUGUUGGAGCUGGCCAUCAUCUUGCGCUCUGGCAAAAUCAUCUACUUCAAGCACGGCUUUGCACGAGCAAGGGCGAAGGAUGCAGUUGUGGAAGACGUCGCGCAAGAGUUACAGCGCAACGCGGCGUUCGCCAGUAUCCCACCUGUUCAGCACGCGCAUACGCAGGCCCAGCAAACACAUAGAUCCAGCCCUUCCGUAACUUCUUCCCUCUCGCAAGAGGCUCGGCUCGAUGCAGCGAUGUCAGAUGCCUUGUCUACGAUGAACAUGCAGCCGACGCCGUCCAAUCAAGGGCCGGGGCCAGGGCCAGUGGGCGUGACUGGUACGCCGGUGCGACCACCUCGUCCUCCCAGAGACCCUAACAGGCCUACAACGAGCCGCAAUGAAUCUCCAGCAAACUCGCCACUGCUCUCAAAUUGUCGCUUCGAGCCGCGUCAACCACUGACGCCACCACAGUCAACUUUUCUACCUGGUUUCAGUCCAGGGCUCCCUCCUUCGCAUAUGCCUCCCCCGCGAAUGCUGGCCGCGCAGGAAUUGACCGACAUCACCCACCUCUCUACUUGGCAUGCUGACGGUUUCAAGCCAUUCCUUCUCAUCGACCUCAAUCGAGGAGAUUGCACAUCGGUUGCAGUCAGCGACAUUGGGUUCUUUGCAGCUGCAUGCGGCAGCGCUUUGGCUCUCAUUGACUUGCGUGGGCAAGAAUUGAUCGUGCGCGACUCAUUUGGCGACACUGUCGAACCAGAGGACGCAUCGCGCGAGGAGCGUAAGGCUGUCGAAGCUGAGAGCAAGAGCAUCAUUCACCACCUCACCUUCGCAAUCACGAGAGUUGCAAGCGACCCAAGAAUGGCUCCUCGACUGCUUGUCUCGCGCGAGAAUGGGCUGAUGUCUGUCUGGACGAUCACGCAAACGCUGGACCAAUGGCUUGCGUCCCGCAGCUCUGCGCACAAGCUGGAUGGCACUGCUCACACGCAGAAGGUCAUGGUUUGCGAUGCUAAUGGCUUCCAAGUGCGAUCAACUGGCGUUGAGCUGCAGCGCGCCCAGCGGGAAAUUGAAAGAGGAGGCCCGACAGAAAACGACGCUGUAAGAUGCGGGAUUGCAAUCUUCAUCUCAAGAGGCAUGGUUACACUUCGUUAUGGUAUUGAUGGGCCCGUGAUUGCAAAGGAAGAGAUCAAUGACAGGAUUCUCGGUGCUAACAUUGUUGAGCGCAACAUGGAGAGGGUCUUGCUGGUCAUCACAGCCGCGAGCAUCUUCAUUUACACCUUGCCCCAUCUGGACCUGAUCGAUCGUAAACAAAGACAUCACCGCGACCAAGGCAUGAGCUCAGGCUACGCGCUUCGCGCUUGCGCUGACAUCUCAGGUGACUUUAUCGACCUCGGCUCAAGCCUUGAUGUCCGCCUCUGGACGAUCUUUGCGACGCAGCCCCGUCCCGGCCCACCCUCGUAUCUACUUCACGAUCCGGGCUUGAUGACGCCGAUACACCCAGGUGUAGGCGCAAGCUCAGUUGCGGCUGCCGUGACUGGUUGGUUCAGCAGUAAGAGCGGAGCCGUCACAACUGGUGGACAGCUAGAUGAGAUACUUGCCGGGGCAAACCGGCCGCCACCCGCUGCGUUGCCGGAACCGCUGGGGCAACGUGCGUCCUACCGGCCUCCGGACGCAAAAUCUCUGGUAAACGUGGAUGCUCAAGGCUGGCCCAUUCCAGAAUCAGCAAGUGGGACAGCCACCAUUGGCGGCCGCAAUCCGGUGCCGUACAGCAAGUCAGCUGCGGGCCUCACUACUGCGCAGAGUGCACGCGAUCAGGCGAGCUGGAAUGUCGAUCUCGCCAAGCAGCGUGGGGAGAUGAUGAACAGCUUAGAGGAAGGCUUGAGCAACCUCGAGCGCGGGGCGUCGCAAUUCUCGCGGAAUCUGAAGAACAUGGCUCUGCAGUCUGCGGCAAAGGACCGCAUCAAGAGCCUCUUUUAAGCGGCGACAGGGCUCAUGCGUCAAUAUUCAACGCGGACUCCGCAACGCCAGGUAAGGGACGAAAAACGUAGCUUUAGUGUAACUCCGGCGCCCAAAGUAAUGCUAAACGUAAUAGAUACAGUUGAUAUACUGGUACAAAUACAGACAUU
Tilletiaria anomala UBC 951 is the source of this 4648-nucleotide messenger RNA. RefSeq lists its product as uncharacterized. The record is from RefSeq and is a predicted model, not a curated record. Gene Ontology annotation, molecular function: GTPase activator activity; syntaxin binding; myosin II binding. The coding region runs from base 348 to 4499 and encodes 1383 amino acids. Gene Ontology annotation, cellular component: plasma membrane; cytoplasm. NCBI's taxonomy places the organism in Eukaryota, Fungi, Basidiomycota, Exobasidiomycetes, Georgefischeriales, Tilletiariaceae. The transcript has 6 exons. Gene Ontology annotation, biological process: regulation of exocytosis; establishment of cell polarity; regulation of protein secretion.